Messenger RNA from Enterospora canceri, 2043 nucleotides. The record is from the annotation of a GenBank genome assembly. NCBI's taxonomy places the organism in Eukaryota, Fungi, Microsporidia, Enterocytozoonidae.
AUGGACAUUUUGGAAUACGCGAAUGUAGUCGUAGGUGACAUGGGUGAGUUACGUGAAUUGGGUACCACCCUUCCGACCUGUCGCAUCGACGCAGACUGCCGCCUGACGACGAUCCCCGACUUCAACUCGGCCCACUGCGUCCGUGGCCGCUGCCUUCCACUUCGUGGCCCGGGAAUGCCCUGCCACUUCCCGGAAGAGUGCGCCUCCCACGGCUUCUUUGGCCCACUCGCCUGCUCGGCCAAGUGCAGUGGCCAAAUCGAGUGCCGAAUCGGAUUCAGGGCCAUUUCGCCCAGCACCUUCUGCUGCAGGGAGACACCGCCUUUCGGUGACUGCAACCCAAAUCGACCAGGCCUCCUCUCAGGCUNCACCCUUCCGACCUGUCGCAUCGACGCAGACUGCCGCCUGACGACGAUCCCCGACUUCAACUCGGCCCACUGCGUCCGUGGCCGCUGCCUUCCACUUCGUGGCCCGGGAAUGCCCUGCCACUUCCCGGAAGAGUGCGCCUCCCACGGCUUCUUUGGCCCACUCGCCUGCUCGGCCAAGUGCAGUGGCCAAAUCGAGUGCCGAAUCGGAUUCAGGGCCAUUUCGCCCAGCACCUUCUGCUGCAGGGAGACACCGCCUUUCGGUGACUGCAACCCAAAUCGACCAGGCCUCCUCUCAGGCUGCGGCCACUCGCAGGAGUGUCGCAUGGCAGAGGGAGCACCUCGCUGCCUCGACAGGCGCGAGAGGUCGUGGAUCGUCGCCGUCUUCUGCUCCGUCUCAGGCAACGUCCUCAUCAACGUCGGAAUCAACCUCCAGAAACUCUCGUACCGUCGCACCUACGUCCCAGUCGCAGGCGCAUUCGCAAACACCCUCGGCCUCGGUGUCGCAGUCUACGCCAUCGGAAAGGCCGUCUCAUUCGCCGCCUACGUCUUCGGAAACCAGUCGCUCAUGGCCGGCCUCUCUGCAACUGGCCUCGUCUCCAACUCCCUCUUUGCCCCCCUCAUCAACGACGAGAUCUUCUCCUGGAAGGACGGCGUCGCCAUCGUCCUCGUCUCAGUCGGAUCGACCAUCCUCGUCGCAUCCACCUCAAAGUCACACACCGUCUACUCCUUCUGCGAACUAGUCAAACUCUACUGGAGGCCACAGGCUCUCAUUUGGUUUGGUCUCGUUCUUGCAUCAAUUCUGGCCAUCUUCCUCUACGUCAAGUUCGUCGAGGCCAACUCGGACUGGGACUACCACGGUGACCCAUUCAACCGCAUUCUCAGGGUGAAUCGCCUCUUCUUCGACGAGGACUCCUUCACCUGCCAGCACCUGAUGGUCCUCGCCUACGUCGGUCUCAGCAGCCUCAUCGCAUCGUUCACCACCCUCAGCAUCAAGAGCCUCGGUGAGAUCAUCUCCCGUGGCAUAGGCGGUGACACCGCCAGUCUCCUUCACAGGAGCACCCUCCUCUUUGCAUCCUCAGUCGUCAUUUGCACCCUUCUNCUGGCCAUCUUCCUCUACGUCAAGUUCGUCGAGGCCAACUCGGACUGGGACUACCACGGUGACCCAUUCAACCGCAUUCUCAGGGUGAAUCGCCUCUUCUUCGACGAGGACUCCUUCACCUGCCAGCACCUGAUGGUCCUCGCCUACGUCGGUCUCAGCAGCCUCAUCGCAUCGUUCACCACCCUCAGCAUCAAGAGCCUCGGUGAGAUCAUCUCCCGUGGCAUAGGCGGUGACACCGCCAGUCUCCUUCACAGGAGCACCCUCCUCUUUGCAUCCUCAGUCGUCAUUUGCACCCUUCUGCAAAUUUACUGGCUGAAUCGUGCUCUGGUUCGAUACGAUGCACUUUUGGUGGUGCCAAUAUUCCACAUUUCAUGGACACUCCUAUCAAUCACAACUGCUGGAAUCUACUUCCAGGAUUUCGAUCACUUCUCGUCCCACCAGUUCAGGAUGUUUCUGUACGCAUUGGCAGUGAUAUUCUGUGGAUCACUCUUUCUGGGUGCACGAGUAGUAAACAAGAGAGACGUGAGGAGUAGGAGAAUAGAAAUACCAGAAGAAGAGAUAGUUACUAAUGUUGGGUAG